This is a messenger RNA of Penicillium lagena, 1218 nucleotides long. Its product is annotated as AA9 family lytic polysaccharide monooxygenase. The transcript has 2 exons. The record is from RefSeq and is a predicted model, not a curated record. The coding region runs from base 1 to 1218 and encodes 405 amino acids. Lineage: Eukaryota; Fungi; Ascomycota; Eurotiomycetes; Eurotiales; Aspergillaceae.
AUGUCUGUUUCCAGACUUGCUGGAAUCCUCCUCGGCUCGGCCGCCCUUGUUGCCGGCCAUGGCUACGUGACUGGUGCUGUGGUGGACGGCACAUACUAUGGCGGAUAUCUCAUCGACCUGUACCCUUACGAGAACGACCCGCCCAAGGUCAUUGCGUGGUCCGAGGAUGAGCUUGACGACGGCUACAUCAACGGCACCGAGUACUCUAACCCAAACAUCAUCUGCCACAAAAAUGCACUGCCUGGUGCUUUGGAAGCCCCGGUCACAGCCGGAGGCACGGUUGAGCUGCAGUGGACCGACUGGCCAUCCGACCACCACGGCCCGGUCAUUACCUACAUGGCCAAUUGCAACGGCGACUGCGCAUCAGUCGAUAAGACGAAGCUCGAGUUCUUCAAGAUCGACCAGGGCGGAUUGAUCACUGACGACCCUGUACCGGGUACAUGGGCCACAGACAAUCUCAUUGCCAAUAACAACAGCCGCACCGUCACGAUCCCCAGCAGCAUCGAGGCCGGCAACUACGUCCUGCGCCAUGAGAUCAUUGCCUUGCACUCGGCAGAGAGCAAGAACGGCGCUCAGAACUAUCCUCAAUGUCUGAACCUCAAGGUCACCGGCGGCGGCAGUGACUCGCCCAGCGGUACAUUGGGCACUGAGCUCUACAAGGACACCGAUCCGGGCAUCCUAGUCGACAUCUGGCAGUCUCUGAGCACGUACGUUAUCCCCGGCCCGGCGCUGUAUACUGCAUCUGCCGGCGGUGCGACUACUACUACGACGGCAGCCUCUGUCUCUGCAACGGCAACUGCAACUUCAACUCCUGCUGCCUCUGCCACCAUUCCGGCGCCAGGAACCUCCUCCCCAGCCGUGGGAUCUGUCACUCCUUCACCGUCAACCAGCACUCCUUUGAUUCGCCCCACUCCUAUCCGAAGCACCCCGCUGGUUCCGUCAUCGCGUCCCUCUUCCAGCCGUACCCCAGGAACCCCUGUUGCAUCCACUUCCCUGGCUGGCCCUAACCCCGGCGGCCCUGAACAUUCUGCGAGCGGAGCCUCGACUCAUCAGCCCACUCCUCCUGCUGGCGGCGAUGGGCCUACAGAGUGGAUGUCGUUCCUCAACUCGCUGAGCGCCGAACAGUUCUUAACUAUGAUGCGCGAGACGGUGAAAUGGCUCAUCACGGAUAAGAAGCAUUCGCGCGAUUUGUCUGCUUAUAAUCUGGGGAAAAUUUGA